AUGACCGGCAUGGACCCAACUACCCGGCAAGCCUGGGAGGACGAGCUCGAGCGGCUCGAGGGCGCAGACGCAAGGGCUCGAAUUGAGACUGUCACUUUCGCCGCCAUGACGAACUUCCUUCACCGACAGUGCCGCGCUCUCAGCUCUAUUGAGGCAUCUCGCCCAGCGCGGCCAGCGAGCACGCCCAGCAUCCGUCCACCAGCUUCAUUAUCUUCUAGGCGGCAUUAUCGCUUCCUCGCAACCAGCGCAGCUCUACCUCCGUGCCCGUCCUGCAGCGAAACCCAUUACCUGGGGCACUGCGCUCGAUUUCAAGGCCUCGACGUGCACGCUCGGCGAGACGUGGUCUACCAAGCCCGACUAUGUUUUGAUUGCCUUCGAACAGGCCACCUGUUGAAGUUCUGCCCCUCCCGAUCUGUUUGUCAGCACUGCCGAGAACAGCACUACAGCCUGCUUAACGACAGCAGCCGUCGACGGCCAUCGGACCCAUCUGACAGUCUGCCAUCACCAAAACGGCCGAGGGCCGACCCCGUCGGUGCAACCCGUGCCAACGACCUGGGCCCGUCGCCUUCUUUCUGA
Molecule: messenger RNA, 576 nt
Organism: Copidosoma floridanum
Lineage: Eukaryota; Metazoa; Arthropoda; Insecta; Hymenoptera; Encyrtidae
Source: RefSeq, a predicted model, not a curated record